AAAUCUCCUUCUAAAGGAUCAGACGUUCCCUUUCUCCAAUUUUCUUUUCUGGAGUACGGACAGGAGUCUCACCCAUUUCCAGUUCACCUCCAGAGCUUUCAAAAGCACACAUAAGCUUUUAGAUUUGAAGGAUUGAUUUUUUUUUUUGAAGAAAUACAAGACCCAAUUCCUUUCUUUGAAGCAAAGCAAGCGAAGAAGUGAUGGCAGGGUACAGAGCUGAAGAUGAUUACGAUUACCUCUUCAAGGUGGUGCUGAUCGGUGACUCUGGUGUGGGCAAGUCAAAUCUGCUCUCCAGGUUCACUCGGAACGAAUUUAGCUUGGAAUCUAAGUCCACUAUUGGAGUCGAGUUCGCUACUCGCAGCUUGAACGUCGAUGGCAAAGUCAUCAAGGCCCAGAUUUGGGAUACUGCUGGCCAAGAGAGGUACCGUGCCAUAACUAGUGCUUACUACAGAGGAGCAGUGGGUGCACUACUUGUGUAUGAUGUCACACGACACUCAACGUUUGAAAAUGUUGAAAGGUGGCUAAGGGAAUUGAGGGACCAUACUGAUCCCAAUAUUGUGGUCAUGCUCAUUGGUAAUAAAUCAGAUCUUCGCCACCUUGUUGCCGUCUCAACUGAAGAUGGGAAAUCCUUUGCAGAGAGAGAGUCCCUCUACUUCAUGGAAACUUCUGCUCUGGAAGCAACUAAUGUGGACAAUGCAUUUGCUGAAGUGCUUACUCAGAUCUACCGUAUUGUAAGCAAGAAGGCUAUGGAAACUGGUGAUGAAGGUGCCGCUUCAACUGUUCCAUCGAAAGGAGAGAAAAUCGACGUUAGUAAAGAUGUUUCUGCUAUGAAGAGAGUAGGGUGCUGCUCAAGCUAGGAGUUUAGUCUGAAUUCAAUUGUUACAUAGGAUGGCGCUGGUUUGUUUUUGCACCAUCUGUUUUAAUGUACACCAUUAUUAUGUAAAAUUUUCUCAAAGAUUCCCACAGUAGGAGAGCUGGGGAUUGAUUUUUACUUUGAUUUUCUUCAGAGCCUUUCGUUCGACUGUUAUUUCUAGCUGACUGAGAGCUUAAUUAGGAACAAGGUAUUACGCUGCUGCUUUUAAAAUGGUUCUGAGUGAAGUUCGAACCUGCUGCGUUAAGCUAUCUAUUUAGUUGUAUUAAUUCAUGUUUGUAAUCACAUUUUCCUGCAUUAGUUCAUAGGUAAUUGAAUUAAAUUACACUAUUGCUUUUGAAAA
Messenger RNA from Hevea brasiliensis (rubber tree), 1214 nucleotides. RefSeq names its product ras-related protein RABA1d. Gene Ontology annotation, molecular function: GTP binding; GTPase activity. The transcript has 2 exons. Bases 201 to 857 code for a protein of 218 amino acids. Gene Ontology annotation, cellular component: endosome. The record is from RefSeq and is a predicted model, not a curated record. NCBI's taxonomy places the organism in Eukaryota, Viridiplantae, Streptophyta, Magnoliopsida, Malpighiales, Euphorbiaceae.